CUCUAAUUUUGACCCCGAUUUUAUCUCUCCUUCAAUCCUCUGUCAAAAAGCUCCGAAAAGCUCGCUCUAAUGGAAAUGAAACCCUAAGAAACAUGUCUUUGAGAAGAGCCUUUCGGUCUCGCAAAUUCUCCAAAUCGUUUCGGGAGCAAAGCCCGGAAGAGGAAGAUCAUACCACCCAGGGCCGAGGCGGCCGCUGCGACUCGGCCGAUAUGGGCGGCCGAGUCGCCGACUUCACCGACGCGUCGUCGCCGUCGUGGUCGGCCAUGCUUCCGGAGAUCUUAGUGGAGAUCAUGCGAAGAGUGGAGUCCAGCGAAGACCGAUGGCCUAAUCGCCGAAACGUCGUUGCAUUCGCCUGUGUUUGCAAGCGAUGGAGGGAUAUUGCCAAGGAGAUCGUCCCGUCCCCUUCUCGCACAGGCAAAAUCACUUUCCCUUCUUGCCUUAAACAGCCAGGGCCUCGUGAAUAUCCGCAUCAGUGCCUCAUAAGACGGAACAAGAAGACUUCUACCUUUUCCCUGUAUCUAGCUCUUACACCAUCAUUCACAGACAAGGGAAAGUUUCUCUUUGCAGCUCGGAGAUAUAGAAAUGGUGCUCAUACCGAAUAUAUAAUAUCUCUUGACGCAGAUGACCUAUCCCAAGGCAGUAAUGCCUAUGUUGGAAAGUUGAGCUCGAAUUUUCUUGGCACCAAUUUUACAAUCUAUGAUGGCCAGCAACCCCACAAUGGUGCAAAGCCGUCAAGCAGUAAGUCCAGUCGUCGUGUUGCAAGCAAACAAAUAAGCCCUCAAGUUUCAGCAGGCAACUUUGAAGUUGGGCAUGUCUCUUACAAGUUCAACCUCUUGAAGUCAAGAGGUCCAAGAAGGAUGAUUUGCUCAUUGAAUUGCCCUUGGUCUGGUGAUUCUUCUCAUGACAAAUCUGUAGUAGACGGGUCCAAUAUGAAGAAGCCUGAAUGCACUGCUUCUGGAUCCACAGUUUUGAAAAACAAAGCCCCAAGGUGGCAUGAGAAUUUACAAUGCUGGUGUCUGAAUUUCCAUGGCCGUGUAACAGUAGCAUCGGUAAAAAACUUCCAAUUGGUUGCCACCAUGGACCAAAGCCAACCUGGAGGAAAAGGAGACGAAGAAUUAGUCUUACUCCAGUUUGGUAAAGUUGGGGAUGAUACAUUUACCAUGGAUUAUCGGCAGCCCUUAUCAGCGUUCCAGGCGUUUGCCAUCUGCCUCACCAGCUUUGGCACUAAAUUGGCUUGUGAGUAAAUAAAUAAAUAUAUAUAUAUAUUUUCUAUUGUAUGUUUAUUUAAAAGACCUGAAACUGUGGACUUUGUCCACAAGUUUCUCCGUUCUUCAUCACUGAUGUUGUUUAAUUUUCUCUAAGUGUUGAUUGGAGGAGCUUAUUACAUGUAUGUAUAUGUAUGUAAGUACAUGUUGCUGUUGUAACUUGUAUGAUUAUGACAUGUCUUAUAAUAUUGAAAUUAUUUGUAGCAA
Messenger RNA from Humulus lupulus (European hop), 1472 nucleotides. RefSeq names its product tubby-like F-box protein 7. Lineage: Eukaryota; Viridiplantae; Streptophyta; Magnoliopsida; Rosales; Cannabaceae. The transcript is spliced from 4 exons. Gene Ontology annotation, molecular function: protein binding. The record is from RefSeq and is a predicted model, not a curated record. The coding region runs from base 93 to 1244 and encodes 383 amino acids.